UGCUGCGUCCUGUCCCCGUGCGUAAAGGACACAGUUUUAUAUUUAGACCUCCAGAAUCACAGGGGCAACAUUUCAGGACUGUGGUCAGAAGAACCUGGCUGUAUCUUCAGAUUCUAACCUCAAAGCAGGCUGAAGAUCCGCAAUCAAAGAGAUUAAAAACACCAGUGGAUGCCUUUUAUUCUCUCCUCUCUUCCCUCUCUCUCCACCUCUCCCUCUGUCGGGGAUCUAGUCGGAUCCAGUCUGGGUGAAAGCGGGCUUCCUGGUGCGAGAUAAUCGGCACAUAAUGUUGGUUAAUGAGGCGAGGAUGUGGAGGCACAAACUCAGACGCGCUCCUCAGGUGCGCAAAGAGUGAGAAGGCAGAAUAAAAGAGUGCACGGGAGGUGGAAGCUCACUGAAGAAGGAAGUGCACAGUCUUCCGCAGGUUUUGACGCCAUGGAGACCGGCCAAAGUGCGCAGGUCACGGACAUGGGAGCGGAGCACUCCGGCGGCGUGAGCGCGGUUCUGGAGCGGGAGCGGGACAGGGGCGACGUGUCCAGCCCGAGUCCCCCGUUCAAGCAGCGCUCUCUGCGGGUCGUGUACGUACUGAACGACGGACUGAAGUCGGUGAUGGCGAGCAGUCCCGAGUCCGGAGCGCUGCAGUGUCUGCAGAGAGCCUGCGACUCCGAGAGCGCGCUGCUCACCACCGUCACCUUCGGAAGACUGGACUUUGGGGAGACGUCAGUGCUGGACAGUUUCUACGACGCAGACAUCGCAGUCGUGGAUAUGAGUGACGUGUUCCGGCAGCCGUCCUUGUUUUACCACCUGGGUGUGAGGGAGAGUUUUGACAUGGCUAACAAUGUCAUCCUGUACCACGACACCGACCCUGACACUGCACAGUCCUUGAAGGAUAUGGUGGCGCAGAAGAACACGACCACUCGUCCACCUAUGUUAGGUUUUCCUUGGGUUCAGUUGCCUCCAGAAUACAGAGGCUCUGGAUUGCGCAAUAAAGCAUCCAGUGGUAACUACUACUUCAUCCCCUACAUAGUGACUCCCAAUCAUGAGUACAUGUGCUGUGAGAGUGACGCCCAGCGCAGAGCCAGUGAGUACAUGCAGCCCAGCUGGGACAACCUGCUGGGGCCACUGUGCGUUCCCCUGAACGACCGCUUCACCAGCCUGCUCAAGGACAUCCACGUCACGUCCUGCGCUUCCUUUAAGGACACCCUGCUGAACGACAUCAGAAAGGCCCGGGAGAAAUAUCAAGGGGAGGAACUGGCGAAAGAGCUUUCCCGCAUCAAACUCCGCAUCGACAACACAGAGGUCCUCACUCAGGACAUCGUCAUGAACCUGCUGUUUUCCUACAGAGACAUACAGGAUUAUGACGCGAUGGUGAAGCUGGUGCAAACCCUGGAAAUGUUGCCGACCUGUGACCUGGCAACGCAACCCAUGAUCCAGUUCCACUACGCCUUUGCUCUCAAUAGGAGAAACAGUCCCGGUGACAGGGAGCAGGCACUGAGAGUGAUGCUACAGGUGCUACAGUCGUGUGAGCAUCCGGCACCGGACAUGUUCUGCCUCUGUGGACGGAUUUACAAGGACAUCUUUCUAGACUCGGAUUGCAAGGACACUAAAAACAGAGACAACGCUAUACAAUGGUACAGGAAGGGUUUUGAGCUGCAGCCCACUCUCUACUCUGGUAUUAACCUGGCUGUCUUGCUCAUAGUUGCUGGUCAACAGUUUGAGAGCUCAAUUGAACUGAGGAAAAUAGGUGUCAGGUUAAACAGUCUGCUGGGCCGCAAAGGUUCCCUGGAAAAAAUGAACAACUACUGGGACGUGGGGCAGUUCUUCACCGUUAGCAUGCUCGCGAGCGACAUCCCCAAAGCGACGCAGGCUGCCGAGAAGCUCUUCAAACUGAAGCCGCCUCUCUGGUAUUUGAAGUCGGUGGUGCAGAACCUGCAGCUGAUCCAGAGGUUCAAGAAGCAGACGGUGGAACAUUCUCCUCAUCGGGAGAGACUUGACUUCUGGAUGGACAUUAUCGUGGAGGCCACGCAGGGAACCACCAAUCGACUGCGCUUUCCAGUGUUGAUUCUGGAACCGACCAAACUUUACCAGCCUUCAUAUGUGUCCAUCAACAACGAGGCAGAAGAGAAGAAUGUUUCCAUUUGGCAUGUUUCUCCUCCCGAAACAAAAGGAAUCCAUGAGUGGAACUUCACUGCAAUGUCCAUAAAAGGCAUUAGUAUCAGCAAGUUUGACGAGCGCUGCUGUUUCCUCUACGUCCACGACAACUCUGACGACUUCCAGAUUUACUUCUCCACUGAGGAGCAGUGUGGUCGAUUUUGCUCCAUGGUGAAAGAGAUGAUAUCUGAUGGUACAGGAAACUCUGUGGAGCUGGAAGGGGAAGGAGAUGGAGAUACACUGGAGUAUGAGUAUGACACCAAUGAGACAGAAGACAGGGUGGUGUUGGGACGAGGAACCUAUGGAGUGGUGUACGCAGGGAGAGACCUCAGCAAUCAGGUCCGAAUCGCCAUCAAAGAGAUUCCUGAGAGAGACAGCAGAUACUCGCAGCCUCUUCAUGAAGAGAUCGCUCUUCACAAGUACCUGAAGCACAGGAACAUCGUUCAGUACCUGGGCUCCGUUUCCGAGAACGGAUACAUCAAGAUCUUCAUGGAGCAAGUGCCUGGAGGAAGCCUGUCAGCGCUGCUGCGGUCUAAGUGGGGUCCGCUGAAGGAGGCCACGAUCAUCUUCUACACCCGACAGAUCCUGGAGGGGCUGCGGUACCUGCACGAGAACCAGAUCGUCCACAGAGACAUCAAGGGUGACAACGUCUUGGUUAACACCUACAGUGGUGUCCUGAAGAUCUCGGACUUUGGUACCUCCAAGCGUUUGGCAGGGGUCAACCCCUGUACGGAAACAUUCACUGGUACACUUCAGUACAUGGCACCAGAGAUCAUCGACAAGGGCCCUCGAGGGUACGGGGCCCCCGCUGACAUCUGGUCUCUGGGAUGCACCAUCAUAGAAAUGGCCACUGGGAAACCACCCUUUCACGAGCUGGGGGAACCGCAGGCAGCCAUGUUUAAGGUGGGUAUGUUUAAGAUCCACCCAGAGAUCCCAGAGUCUUUGUCGCUGGAGGCCAAGUCGUUCAUCCUGCGCUGCUUUGAGCCUGACCCUCACAAGAGAGCCACUGCGUCAGAUCUUCUCAGAGACACGUUUGUCAGGCACAACACAAAGGGCAAGAAGAGCAAGAUCGCAUUCAAACCCUUAGACUACAUCCAAAACGUUUCCCUGCCGGUGCAGUUGCAGUGCGAGGCCACCGGGAGCAGCAGCAGCGAUCACGGCUCUGUGAGCCCAGACUGUGACUCCAAACACGAUGUUUUCUUCAACAAGAAGAAAAGCUCCGGCUCCGAGAACCUGCUCAAACCCCCCAACUCCAACUACCUGAGUGUGCCAGAUGAGGGCUCAGUGUCCGAGGACCGCAGUGCCCCGCCCUCUUCCGAGGACAGGGACAGUGGACUGUUUAUGCUGAAGAAGGACAGCGAGAGACGUGCCAUUCUGUACAAGGUCCUCAACGAUGACCAGGAGAAGGUCAUCUCCAACCUCAAGGAGAACCACAUUCAGGGCAGUGAGGAGCUCCUGCUGUCCCUCGACCACAUCAAGCAGAUCAUCUGCAUCCUCCGAGACUUCAUUCAUUCUCCAGAGAGACGCGUCAUGGCCGCCACCAUCUCCAAGCUCAAGCUGGACCUGGACUUCGACUCCACCUCCAUCAACCAGAUCCAGCUGGUGCUGUUUGGCUUCCAGGACUCGGUGAAUAAAGUCCUAAGGAAUCAUCACAUUAAACCUCACUGGAUGUUUGCAAUGGACAACAUCAUCCGCAGAGCUGUGCAGGCAGCCAUCACCAUCCUCAUACCAGAGCUAAAGACUCACUUCGGCCCGGCAUCAGAGUGUGAGGGCGCGGAGAAAGAAGACGAGGUGGACGAAGAGGAGGCGGAGUUUGUUCCGGUUUUAGCUUCUCAGGCGGAGGAACUGGGCUUGACCACUGAACCGGCCCAUUCUGCAGCCACCCUCUGCACGCCAAACCCCGCCCACUCCCUUGAGCACCAGCGCUCGAAUCAGCAACUGGGGGCUCAGCUGGGACGACUCAAACACGAGACGAACAGACUGCUGGAGGAGCUGCUGCAGAAGGAGAAGGAGUACCAGCAGGUCCUGAAGACCACGCUGCAGCAGAGGACGCACGACCUGGAGCUUAUCAGAGUCAGACACAGGCCUCCAGACAUUGCACCUCCAUCCAUUUUCCACAUCCCAGCGGACCACGAGCCAGACAAGCAGCUCGUGGACUGGCUGAAGGAGCAGGGAGCCGACGCAGAUACCGUAGACAAGUUUGUGCUGGAAGAAUACUCACUGACCGACCUCCUCAGUGACAUCACCAAAGACGACCUCCGCUGCCUCCGUAUACGGGGCGGAGUCCUGUGUCGCAUCUGGCGAGCCGUCCAGCGGCACCGAGAGCGGGAGAGGCUGACGAAUGAUGGACGCUCAGGAGACGACGCGUGACAGGGACACAUGGACACAGACACACACACACACACUGCCAGUCUCUCUCACACUCGCUGCCUUCUCAUCUUCGUACCUCUGUUGCGUUGUUUACACGGGACUCGCUGGAGUCCUUUGCACGUCUGUGCGUCUCACACACAAGAGUCCAACUCGACCAGACCAAAGCCCUUUAGUGCCGGCACUACUUCACAUAUCUGUGUGUAUUUAUCGUGAGACAAUUGCAACUAAACAAACACAGGAGUUCACUAAAUUCUCUUAUUUGUCAUUGAAAUGUCAGAAAAUACCGUUAAUGUGAAAAACUACAUUACUACUACAUUAUGGCCUUAUUUAGUACAGCAGUGAUCCACAAACACUGGGUCGGGACCCACACAUGGGUUGCAGGAUAGUUUCUUUGUGUCCCCAAACAAAUUAUCCCAACUUUCUAAGUGUGAGAGGUUUAAAUAACAUGCACAAAAUGAAGUUUUGAUUAAUUUAUCCACUCAAAAUGAUAAAUGAGUUGCUAUAUUACACACAAAUACACAAAAAAUAUAUAAUAAUUGGGCUUGGUGUAACCAAUAUUUGUGUUUUAGAAGAAAAAGUGAAAAUGUUUCCACAAAAAAUUCAAUGUUUUUCUGUCUCAUCUGGCUUCCAGAACAUUAAGAAUCAUAUUUUUUGCCAAUAUAUACAGUAUUUAAACUCUCUUUUCUUUUGACUAGUACAUUUGACUACUAUUUGUGUUCAUAUUAGUACAGUACAUCAAUGCAGAAGUAGUUUUAAAAAGUUUCUGUCAAUGGAAAUUGACAGAUAUUGCAGAUAAUAUUUACUUAAAGCCAAAGUCUUCAUGACAUUCAACUCUAUUCACGUGCCAAUCUUGUUUUUUGGGGGACUAAAGAAACAUUUCACAGCCUCAUUGAGUCACAACAUAUUCCAAAACUGUGCUCACUCAUGUCUGUCUCCUCACUCAGAAAAAACACACACAACCACUGCCUUUAUACUUUGUCUGCACGUUAUUUAUUAUACAUGUUUUUCGCUCUUAUCGUCUUCUCUGUGUGUUCUUGUGGUUUUUUUUACAUUACAACUACUGUCUGUAUGUAUGUCUGUAGGUACUGUUUGUCUGUGUGUUUCCUGGUUGUUUUCAAACUGCAAUGAACCUGGAAAUAAAGGAAAGUUGUCACCCGUCA
Solea senegalensis (Senegalese sole) is the source of this 5678-nucleotide messenger RNA. RefSeq names its product mitogen-activated protein kinase kinase kinase 15 (gene map3k15). Gene Ontology annotation, biological process: protein phosphorylation; cellular response to stress; MAPK cascade. Bases 433 to 4518 code for a protein of 1361 amino acids. NCBI's taxonomy places the organism in Eukaryota, Metazoa, Chordata, Actinopteri, Pleuronectiformes, Soleidae. The transcript has 30 exons. Gene Ontology annotation, molecular function: ATP binding; MAP kinase kinase kinase activity. The record is from RefSeq and is a predicted model, not a curated record.